This is a messenger RNA of Linnemannia hyalina, 3126 nucleotides long. The record is from the annotation of a GenBank genome assembly. Lineage: Eukaryota; Fungi; Mortierellomycota; Mortierellomycetes; Mortierellales; Mortierellaceae.
AUGGACAACGAUAAUAACCAAGAAGAGACGCUGAUCCGGAGACAUCAACAGCAACAGGAACAGCAGAGACAACGAUUACAACAACAGCAGCGCCAACACCCGCAAUCUCAACAACAACACCUUCGCGUCGACUCACGUCUUGGCCAUCAUCAGGGCCACAACCAACUCUUGACCUCAGCCUUCCAUCCACCACCUCCUUUCCCUCAGCAAUACCAAAGCGGUAGUGGUAUUCCUCUAGCUCCACGACAGCAACCCCAGCAACACCCUUACGGACCGUCUUCGAUGUCCUCUUCCUCCUCGUCUUCUGUUGGUCCCCGCUCGGAGCAGCUCAUUUCAAGCAGCAGCAGGAACAGUACUUUUACCGCCCAGCAGCAGCAGUAUCUAACAGGUCCUCGAGGUGGGGGUGUGGCACAAGGUCCAGCUGAGGAGAUGUUUGGAUUUGGCGGCGGUGGUGGCAUGUCGGCUGAGGCACGAGAACAGGAAGCUGAAGCACUUGCGAUCCAUAGGCAGUACCAGCAACGUCUCUUGCAAGAACAGCAACAACGCCGCACGUCACCUUCUACACCAGCUACGCCUCGUCUUCCUGCAGCACAUCCCUUCCAGAAUCAAGCGCCCAAUAUUACACACUGGCAACAGCAACGACAGCUGCAGCAGCCACAGCAUGUGUGGCACGUGCAACCAUCGCAGCACCAGACAUCAUUGCAGCAGAGCCAGCGUGGUCCCGUCGGAAUGUCGAGUACACCCUUCUUGGCCCCCGCGCAUCCAACCACCACGACUGGUCGCCAAAGGUCUUCUCCGAGGUUGUCGAGUUCCACGUCAGGCCGUCAUGCAAGCCCUGUCUCGUCGUCAUCGUCGUCUUUGUCUUCGCGCCCAAGAGGUAGCCCGGUUAGCUUUGGGCGUGUGAGCCCUUACCCACCUCCGCAACUGACACACCGAAGUCAAGAUCAUCAAUAUCAUCGGCAGUCAGGCGCCACGAUCGAUGUCAAUGCUCUUCCCAACUUGAAUCCAGAUCCUGCGCUGCGACGACAUGAUCACUCGCAACAACAACAGCAGCAGAGCCAGAGGGAUAUCCCUCCACCUCUCCUCACGAUAUCUCGCCUUCAAGCGGGCAGAGCACCAUUGACUUCACCACCAUCAGCGAGACCGACACCCCCACCGCCUCCUGCCUAUGAUGUUGGUGGUAGUGGUAGUGGUGGUGAUGGAAAUGGAGACGGCUCUGGAUACGGCUCUACAUGUCCACAUGAACCACGUCCUGUUGAGACGGUCCUCCCGGCCCAAGCACCCAUUUCGAUCUACGGCCCUCGAAACAGCGGCGGCGGUAUGGGUGAUGACGGGAGCGCAGGUGGAGAUCUCGAGAUGGAUUACAUCCUAGAAGAAGAGGAGCAAGGUCCACCUCCGAUCGAGGUGACUCUGAACGUUGACAUUCCCAAAUCCUCACGCCCGCCCACGGAAGGAGUUCCGAGCACGACCGUGUUGAAUGUCAACCCAUCUUGGCAUGUGGUCUUUGUCGAGACGAUUCAGCAACAGCGGGUUCGGACCUCGGUUCGGAUCCAGUUCUGUCCGAGCUCGUCGACAGCUCGGUUGGUUGAACACCGGUCUAAGGUCCGCAGACUGCAGACUGUCCAAGUGAUUGGGUAUGCGAGUCGACGCGUCGAGUUGAGUCGACGGAUCCAAGGCCAGGCUCUCCUGAACCGAGGUGGACUCACCAUUCACUUGGAUCCUGCAUCGAUCACAUUCAACGAGGCCAGUUACGGGUUUACAUUGUCGCUGACUAGCUUCGAGAUAGACCAACUGUCGCGAACACGCAACAGUCGACCAGACAUCCCCCUGCCACUUGCGCGUCAACAAAAUUCUGCAUACUGUCGUCGAAACCUCAAGGAGAUGUACUACGACAUCAUCUCUAAGGACGUCUCCAUCACUCUUCGACCGUCUGGCGAAGUCUUUUACGCGCAUAGCGUUGUCCUUGAGAGUCAUGCCUACUUCCGAGCACUGAUCGAACAACAGAAUCAGUCGUCGCAAUCGUCUAUGGCAGCAGCAGGACAAGAUGCAGAGGAUGAAGGAACCAGAAUGAUGGCUGUUGAGACUGAGGCGGUCGUUGACGAAGAAGGAUAUGCCCAGCCUCUGCGCCCUCAACCGCAGCAGCGAUCAUCGGAUAGACAGGGCUCGUCUCGGUAUCCUCAUGGUGGUGGUGGGCCAUUCAGUAUUGGAGGAGGAGGAAAUGGCUCAGGUCAGGCGAGCCAGGAUCGGUCUCGAGCAAAGAUCAUGAUCGAGGUGAACGACACGAGUUCAGUGGUAUUUCGUGCAGUGCUGCAUUUCAUGUACAUAGGCCACGUCCCUGUUACCGGUGUCUUUGCCAAUCAGGCACCGCAGCCGCAACCGCAGCAAGCAGCUGCCUCUUCUGCCACUGCCACCCAGGAUGCCGGUUCAGUUACCAUGUCAGCAACUGCACUUGCUAUGACCACAGCUACAGGCGUUGAAUCUGGCUCAGGCUCUACUGUCAUGACUGGACUAGAGGCUCUCACUGCAGCUGCGACUCUAGCAGCAACUGAGGCAGCCUCUGGCACGACGUUAUCUUCUAUAAGUGGACCGUCCUCUGCCUUGGGCGCCUCAACUGUGGAUCUGCCUAUGGGUCCGCCGCCUUCUCCCUUGACACCUAUCGUCACCUCAGCCGUAGCUCCGACACUUAUGCCUGGCACCACCACCACUACUGACAAUGCCAUCGGUAACGGCAAUGGCAAUGCACCGGCAGCAGCAGCAGCAACUGCGGCGACAACAACAACAACAACGACGACGACGACGAUGGUCGGAGAGUUUCCCUGGCGCGACGUCUACGAAGUUGCGACUCGUUACCAACUCUCUGGUCUAAUGCACUUGUCCAAGGUAGCCCUCCUCUCACGUCUGGAUGUCGAUCGAGCGGUCCGAGAGCUGUUCGAAUGGGUCUACCACCACAAACCCCUCAUCCCAGCCUACGUCAGUUUCUUGAUCGAGCGAGUUGAUGUGACGGUUCUGAACGGCCGACGGUCGAUCCUCUGGCCAUACCAUGAUCUCUGCCCGGCCUAUGAUGAGAUUAUGAUGGACUUUAUGAGGUUGUUGAGUGAGCGCAAGAAUGCCAGCACCUUGAUCUAA